Messenger RNA from Pedinophyceae sp. YPF-701, 1995 nucleotides. The record is from the annotation of a GenBank genome assembly. NCBI's taxonomy places the organism in Eukaryota, Viridiplantae, Chlorophyta, Pedinophyceae.
AUGAUCGCGAUAACGGCGGGCCGCAACCAGGCCGGGCGGUUCUCCACGGACCUGCCCCCCGCCGGGCAAGGCCGGUGGAGGCAGCCCCGGUCCACGGCGGGGAACGCCGCGACCGCGUCCGGGCACGAGGAGCCCCGCGGGACCUUCCGCACGGACGAGAGCAGCCGCAACGGCGCGCGGGAGGCCGGGGACGGCCGCAGGGAGGACGUGCUGCUCUUCCUGCGGGCGGGAAACCAUGUGCGCAGGGCUGUGUGGGCGCGCCACAGCGGGUGGUUCGGGCUCCUGCGGCUGUUCGUCGCGGAGUUCAACCUCUCGGUGACGGACAACGUGGUGUCGACGGACUUCUACCUCCAGCACCCCGCGUUCGGCACCUUUUACGAGGGGUUCAGCCUCGACGACCUGGUGCCCGGGUCCUCGGUCGAACUGCGGACCGAGGAGACGGGGCGCCUGGGGCAGCGCGAUACUGAGCAGUACCGCACGUACGAGCGCACGAGGGCGCUCGAGUUGAUGCGGCAAGAGGAGCAGCAGCGGCAGCUCGAGCGGCACCUCAUGUCGAAACGGCAGCUCAUGCUGGCGCGACGGUCGGACUCGGGGGCGGAGGGCGACGGUGUAUCGGCGAGAGAUAGCUUGGACGGGGGCGACAGCAAGACGGACGACGACGAGAAGGGCAAGGACGGGGCGGAGGAGGACCCGGAGGACGCGUGGCGGGCGCGGUGGGGGGCGCAGUGGCGCAACCCGCUGUGGUUGAUGCUGGACGACCCCGCGAGCAGCUCGGCGGCGCGGUGGCUGACGAUCUUCAUCAUGCUGUUCAUCGUCAUCAGCACGAUCACGUUCUGCCUGGAGACGUUCCCGCAGUUCAAGGAGGAGUCGGAGCAGCGCACCUCCCCGCUCUACCUCCUCGAGGCCGUCUCGAUCGCCAUCUUCACCGUCGAGAUCUUCCUGCGCCUGCUCACGACGCCCUCGGUCCCGGACUACUUCCGCAAGCUCAUGAACUGGAUCGACAUCGUCUCCGUGCUCCCCUUCUACAUCGACCUGGCCCUCAACGGCACCGACAUCCCGGGCAUGCAGGGCCUGCGCGUCGUGCGGCUCGUGCGCGUGUUCCGGCUCUUCAAGAUGUCCCAGGGCACGCUCGCGCUCUUCGGGAAGACCAUGCAGAAGUCCAGCCGCCCGCUGUACAUGCUGAUCUUCUUCGUGUCGCUGGGCACCGUGCUCUUCUCCAGCCUGAUCUACUACGCCGAGCGCGGCAAGUACGACGCGGAGAUGCGCAUGUGGAAGCGCCGGUUCGCGUACCAGUGCGACAUCACCGUCCAGCUCGCCGGGAGCGAGCCGCUGGACGAGGCCUACAUCCGCGCCCGGCUGUCGCACUGCGUGCUGACCAACCGCAUCAGCGCGCAGGCCGCGGAGUUCGCCUGCGAGUACCAGUACCGCCGGAACGACUCGUGCUUCGAGCUGUUCGAGCCCAGCCCGUUCACGUCGAUCCCGGCGUCGUUCUGGUGGUGCAUCGUCACCAUGGUGACCGUCGGGUACGGCGACGUGGUGCCGCGGUACUGGUACGGGAAGGCCAUCGCGAGCCUGGUGAUGCUGUUCGGCGUGCUCGUCAUCGCGCUGCCCAUCACGGUCAUCGGGAGCAACUUCAGCAACCUGUACCGCAAGAUGGUGCUGGCGGGCAAGGGGCCGCGGGGCAACGUGAUGCUGCUGCAGAGCAUCGCGACGCUGCGGGCGCAGGAGGAGAAGGCGGACGAGGAGGAGGCGCAGGCGCUCGCGGAGAUGGCCACGCGCCUGGGGGCCAGCGGGCACACCGGGACGCGCAGUCACAUGUCGGGCGAGAGCGAACGGAGCCUGCAGUCGAAGCAGAAGAGCUCCGGGGCGAUGAAGCGCUCGAUCAAGGAGGACCUGGAGGGCGAGGAGGAGGCGGGGCGGACCGCGGCGGACUCGGUGGGGCGCAACGGCGGGGCGCCCUCGCUGCCACCCGUGGUGAGCGAGGGAGGGACGUGA